This is a messenger RNA of Rotaria socialis, 573 nucleotides long. Lineage: Eukaryota; Metazoa; Rotifera; Eurotatoria; Philodinida; Philodinidae. The record is from the annotation of a GenBank genome assembly.
AUGAAUACGUCUCUCUUUUUUAAUUCGUCAGUUGCAUUUAUUGAUUUACCUGUUUUAUCAGUUCUUUCCUCGUCAACUCCUCCAGCAUUCACUCAAAAGCAAGUUACACCUACAGAUACCCUUCCAGAAAUGUUCUCCGGAGCAAAACCAAGAGUAUAUAAAACAUAUGAAACCAACACCAAAACAACAGUCAAUUUUGAACGAAUUUCGUAUAAAAUUUUACCUGAUAAUUAUUUUAUGUCGGCUUCACAGACAUUUAAUUUAUCAUGUUCUCAUCAAAAUCCAAGUGAUGUACAUUGGUCAGGCCGUGCUCAACAAACUUAUGUGCUCGAUGUUCAUGGAUAUCGAUCCAUAGAUGAUGUACCUAUCAGAAGUGGUGCUCAAGAAUUGUAUCCAAAUAUAGAUCUAUCAACGAGACCCUACUUUAUUCUCUUGACGGAAUCGGAUGUUCGUUCCGAUCGAGAGUAUUUCUAUGCUAAUUUUAAACGUCAACUGUUUAGACCAAGUUCUUCCAUGAAUAAACCAUCGGAAGAGUUCAUUUUCACAGGAAAACAUAAGAGAUUAUUUCAAUAA